AUGAACAUAUGGCGUCAUGCUGCCACCCUUGUCAAUAGGAUCGCAAGUUUCGUGGAUACCAACCACCUGAGACCCCUAAGUCUGAUCAUCGUCCGCAGAGUUCCAUUUGCAUACCAUCUUGCUCAAAUGGUUUACGACAUCAUAGCUGAGGAGACUGAAGAUUAUGUUCUAUCGGCCCUCGAGUUGGCUCAUUGCUUGGUAUCCAAACUCCCUGAUGUCUUUAUUAAUGUCUUCUACCGGAUCGGUCUGAUGUCUCUAAUUCGCCUCACCUGUGGUCUUAUGACAACAGCUGCCGCCGAUUCUGUAACUUCUUUCUCUUCAUCGACUAUCUCCGGUGAUUCCGUGUUAGCUAGCGCAAGAAGUGUACAUGAUUCAACGCCGAACAAUGCGAGUUUUAACAGACAAAAAUCAUCCUCAGCUCGGCUUACUUCCAAUUCGAUUGGUACGUUAAUAAAUUAUUAUCUCUUUGGAUAUUGUUACUUUUAUUAUAGUAUUUUAAUGUAG
Protopolystoma xenopodis is the source of this 504-nucleotide messenger RNA. Lineage: Eukaryota; Metazoa; Platyhelminthes; Monogenea; Polystomatidea; Polystomatidae. The record is from the annotation of a GenBank genome assembly.